AUGAUACAUGAUACAGCAGUCUCACACCCACACCAUACACUGUUCUGUGUUCUGGCAUUGGCUAAUGCUAAUCGUGAUACUGAGCUGUUACAGCAGGCCAAGUCAAACAGAAGGAGUAAGAUGUCAAAAUCUCAACCAGACAACCCAGCUGAGGAGGGUAGAGUUUUAGCUGCCAAGGACAUGAUAGAGAAGCUAAGGGAUGACAGAAAUGUCGGGAACAUUGUAAAAGACUUACAAACACUGUGUGAUGCUUAUAUACAGCUUGCUAACUGGAAUGUGCAGGAAUACAAAACACAAACUAAGCCUAUUCAGCUGCCAGCUCAGUUAUGGCUGACUAAAGUGAAGAGUUUGAAGAAUGUUCCGGUACCAACCAAAGAAAUAAAGGUUAGUCCAAGUUGUGAUUACAAGGAUAUCCCUUAUAUAGAGAAGUUUGAGCCCACGUUCAAGUUGGCAGGUGGCAUCAACUUACCAAAGAUUAUUUCUUGUGUUGGAUCAGAUGGUACCAAGAGCAGACAACUAGUCAAGGGUAAAGAUGACCUUCGUCAAGAUGCAGUGAUGCAGCAGGUGUUUGACAUGGUCAACAAUUUACUACAGAAAGAUUCAGAGACCCGCAAACGACAAUUACAGAUUAGGAAAUACAAGGUUAUUCCCCUGUCUCAGCGUAGCGGGUUGUUAGAAUGGUGUGAGGGUACGUUACCAGUUGGCGAUUAUCUUGUUGGUAGUAAAGGAGCACAUGCACGCUACAGACCUCAGGACUUGUUCUUUAUUGACUGCAGAAAGAAUUUGACUGCUGCAACUACAACAGAGGCUAAAUACAAAGUAUAUCAGGAUAUCUGUGACAAAUUCCGGCCAGUGUUUAGACAUUUCUUCUUUGAGAAGUUCACUUCUCCACCUGUCUGGUUUGAGAGAAGAUUGGCAUACACAAGAAGUGUUGCUACCAACUCCAUAGUUGGCUAUAUACUCGGACUUGGAGACCGUCACAUCCAGAACAUUCUGAUUGACUGCAACACAGCAGAACUUGUACAUAUUGAUCUUGGUAUAGCGUUUGAGCAGGGGAAGAUUCUGCCCACCCCGGAGACUGUGCCAUUCAGACUGACCAGAGAUAUUGAAGAUGCUAUGGGAGCAUCAGGUGUUGAAGGGGUAUUUAGAAGGUGCUGUGAGAAGACGAUGGAAGUGAUGAGAAGUAAUCAGGAAGCCUUAUUAACCAUCCUAGAAGUUCUCCUGUAUGAUCCCCUACACGUGUGGACGAUCUCUCCCGCCAGGGCGUACGCCCUCCAACAGCAGAGGGGUAGGGAAGAAGCUCAAGACACGGUAGAUGUUGGUAAUACCACCACCGAUAUCAUGGAUCUUGCAGAUUCAAAUAAUGCCAGAAAUAGUGAAACUCAAGAGAAUGUGAAUAAAGUAGCAGAGCGUGUGUUGCUAAGGUUACGGCAGAAACUUCAAGGUGUUGAGGAUGGCGUGCAACUUAGCCUCUCUGGUCAAGUUAACUAUCUGAUACAGGAGGCUCGAAACCCAAAAAAUCUGGCAAGGAUCUUUCCUGGAUGGCAGCCAUACGUUUGAAA
This is a messenger RNA of Mercenaria mercenaria, 1562 nucleotides long. RefSeq names its product serine-protein kinase ATM-like. Gene Ontology annotation, biological process: DNA repair. The transcript has 10 exons. Lineage: Eukaryota; Metazoa; Mollusca; Bivalvia; Venerida; Veneridae. Gene Ontology annotation, molecular function: protein serine/threonine kinase activity; protein binding. The coding region runs from base 1 to 1560 and encodes 519 amino acids. The record is from RefSeq and is a predicted model, not a curated record.